This is a messenger RNA of Neoarthrinium moseri, 1062 nucleotides long. RefSeq lists its product as uncharacterized. Gene Ontology annotation, molecular function: hydrolase activity. The coding region runs from base 1 to 1062 and encodes 353 amino acids. The record is from RefSeq and is a predicted model, not a curated record. The transcript has a single exon. Lineage: Eukaryota; Fungi; Ascomycota; Sordariomycetes; Amphisphaeriales; Apiosporaceae.
AUGUCAGCUCCGUGUUCCGACGCCACUGCCGGCAAAACAACACGAGUCCAGACCGAGACGGAGCUGUCACUGCUCUACCGGAUCCUGAGAUCCGUCAUCAAACCUCUGCGCCCACGUCUAGUCAAGCCUGGGAAACCGCAGCCACCUGGCAGCACACGUUUACUGUCCUACCCGAGGGAAAAGAAUGGAAUUACCAUCAGAGAGCGCCGGCAUGGCUCCAGCGGGGUUUGGUUAUAUGACUUCGAGACCGUUUCUUCUCCCAACAUCAAGAUCAAGACGCCCUCGACGAUCUACUAUUUCGCAGGGGGUGCGUUUCAGAGUCCGCCUUCGAGCCAACAUUGGAGUUUUAUAAGCAAACUUGCCAAUAAUCUGGUCCUAGAGCACCAUUUCACCCUGGUGAGCUACCCGCUGGCGCCAAACAGUCCCGCCAGUGAGUCGUUGCCGACGCUUCGCAAGCUCCUCAGGUCCCUCCUUACAGACGCAUCGAAGAAGGGGGACAAGGUGAUCUUGAUGGGGGAUUCUUCUGGAGGAAAUGUCGCGUUGAGUCUUGGGUUCUGGUGGGCGGGGGAAAUAGCCAGGAGCGGCAACUACAAGCUGCGAUCAACGCUUGAGAGCCUCAUCGUGAUCUCGCCCGCCGUUGACCUUCGGAACUGCAAUCCGAGUAUCUCUGAGAUAGAUUCUCGAGAUCCUCUGCUCGGCUUGAAGUAUACUUUUGCUGUGGCCGAAGCCUGGGCCGCUGCUCCUCCCAUGGACUCAUCUCGUACCUCUUCAACCGAAGACCCGCAUCUAUCUCCGCUACUUCACAGCGCGAGUUCGUUCCAACAACUGGCUGAGCUUGGCAUCGCUAUUCAUGGUUUAUACGGAACCUGUGACGUUCUCGCACCGGACGCGGAGUUAUUCAGAUGCAAGUGCGAAGAACAUGGUGUGAAAGGCAAGUGGCUUGUCUGGGUCGACCAAAUGCAUUGCUUCGUGCUUGCUGGCGUUUACGGUAUGAAAGAAGGAAGAACAGGAAUUGAGUGGAUCACAAAGUUGUUGAAGGAGGUGAUAGCCACCGAGCCCUAA